AUGCAAGAAGAAAAACUGAAAAGGUCAUUCGUUGUAUCCUGCAGCAAGUGUGGUGAGAAGGGUCACAACUACAAAACAUGUAAAGGAGCCCCUUCCAACCCAAACUGGAAGCCGAAGACAAGGCGCCCUAGGAAGAAAGCAGCUACUUCCUCCCAGUCACUGAUUGUGCUUCCACUGUCACAAUCUGCUCCAGGUUCAGAGGGACUAUUCUGUUUUAGUACUGCUAAGGAUGCAUCCAGCAGCCAACCAGGCAGCUCCCCAAACCCCACUGUUGUGGAAUCACCUGCCCCAAGCAAUCCACCUAUGCCACCAGCUCCAACAAGGGUGACAAGAUCCACACUUAUCAUAUUACCUCCAGGGCCAACAACUACUCAAACCAGGCCACCAGCUCCAACUAUAGGUCGUCCAUUUAAACCUCCAGCGAAAGCCAAUGACACAUCUUGCCCACAACAGUCCAGGUUCAGACCGAAGCAGAAGAUCUUUAGGCCGCCGGCACCAAUCGCUACAUCCACAAUCAACACUAGUACACAACAGCCAACUCCAUCUACCAUCCCAUCUGCAGCUCCAAAUCAAGAUGCUCCACCCCAAAAUUUGUCAACUUCUCCAAAAACAAAGGACUCAAAAGAAUGA
Messenger RNA from Arachis ipaensis, 630 nucleotides. Lineage: Eukaryota; Viridiplantae; Streptophyta; Magnoliopsida; Fabales; Fabaceae. The record is from RefSeq and is a predicted model, not a curated record.